AUGAGGAUCAUGAAUAUAAUAGCCAGUACAGCAACAAGAUAUAGGAUAUUGAUAGGUGUUGUUUUGUUACUUUCACUAUAUCUCACUGUUUCAUGGAUAGUACUAUCUGACAACAACAAGGAGACAAUCGUAAUAGAUACAAUAGAGGCAACACCUCACACAGCGGCACCAUCUACAAACAGCAACAACAACGAUUACAAUUUUAAACAUGGCAAUGACUCUGUAUUGUUCUUGUUGGGCAAUAAUGAAUGGGGCAAACCAUCUUUAUAUGAAGGCUUUAGCAAGUGUGGACACGAUCGUAAUGUGCUCGAGUUUACAUACAACAGGUCGCGCAUCAAUGAAGCGGAUGGCAUCUUCUACUUUGCCUCGGACAUUGACACGUUUGCACCAACUGGCACCUGGCAGGUCAACAUGCCACACCCUGACCGCCAGGUCAAGGUGUUGUUUGGCGCCGAGUCGGCAGCCAACAAGAACGGCUUUUGCUUUGGCAAACCCAGCUGCAUCGAGUACUUCAACUGGACGAUCUACUUCCUGCCUUAUCCACAUUCAGAUAUCAUUGAGUCAUAUCUAUACAAGCCCGAUUUCGACAAGUUCUACGCACGCGAGCUCGAGUCACCAUUCGACUUUGAGGGCGCAAUGCAGUUGAAGGAGCCUGGUCGUGUGGCAUCGUGGUUCACCACCAUUUGCAAUGAUCCGGAUUCUCCAACCGAGGAUGAGGGCGAGCGCGUCAAGUUCAUGCGCCGCGUCAUGAACAAGAUGCAUGUCGACAGCUAUGGAAGGUGUCUACACAACAAGGAUGAGCCACCCGAGGGAGGGCGAUAUAGCAGCAAACGAGACGAAAUCAAGAUACAGGUGAUGAAGACAUACAAGUUCAACUUUGCACUGGAGAACACAAACUGUCCAUAUUACUUCACGGAGAAGGCUCUGCAUUGUUUGAUGAAUGGUAUCGUGCCCGUGUAUUUAGGCCACGAGACAAAUUUGCAGUACAUGCCACCUGGAUCAUAUAUAUAUAUUAAGGAUUUCAAGAAUAUCGAUGCUUUGGUCGAAAGACUACAUUACCUGGAUCACAAUGACACAGAGUAUCGAAAGUAUUUUGAAUGGCGAGAGAAUCCAGAGACAUUAAGGAAAUGGGGCGAUGUAUUCUAUAAGAACAAUGCAUUGUGCGAUCUCUAUUCCCUAUACAUCAAGUUUAGAAAAAACAUGGAUACCUUUCCCCGGAAGCAUGCCACUGCCGAUCCAAACUUAAUUACUUGUCCACAAGCAUUU
Messenger RNA from Acytostelium subglobosum LB1, 1266 nucleotides. RefSeq lists its product as hypothetical. Gene Ontology annotation, molecular function: alpha-(1->3)-fucosyltransferase activity. The record is from RefSeq and is a predicted model, not a curated record. Lineage: Eukaryota; Evosea; Eumycetozoa; Acytosteliales; Acytosteliaceae. Gene Ontology annotation, cellular component: membrane. The annotation marks the transcript as partial. The transcript has a single exon.